ACACUUAUUUAGAUACAUCACAACUCUCGAGCUCCCCAAGGAGCCCGCAAUUGAUGCAUGUUGUCCUAAGAUGUGAAUGCGCCAGGUUUUACUCCGCGGUCUUGUGCCUUCCCAGGUCAUCCUUACCUCGCUGGCGCCUGCCGAUCCAAUCACCGGACGGCUCCGACGACUGCGUGUACACUAUGCAGCAUUUCAAACCUUGCGAACUUCAACUUGGACUUCACCUUCAAUAUCAGCCGCCACCACCACCUUCAUCCCCCCAUUUCCACCAAUCAUUCGCAUCACGAGUAGCACGUGACCUAGCAAGAUGACGAUCAUUGAGGAUGUUCCUGGCGUUGAAAUUGCGGUCCAGAUUGGCGGCGCCGAUGUCGUCGAGUACGAUGCCCUUGAUGCAGAUGGCGAUGAACCCGUCUGUCCCACCAUCACCAAGUACAUCGAAUGCAUCGAUGAUGCUCAUUUCGUCAUCCGAACCAGGAUUGAUAAUUUCUACCAUUGGGGAUACAAGGAUCAUGUCUUAUCCCUUCAGCUCUACAUCGAUGGAACGUGGAUCAAUGCUCGUAUCUGUCGAGCCUCGGAUACUCGCCGCACUGGUUACAGAGAAAACAAAAUCUCCGGCCGUGAGGAGCCCAGCGGUCCAAACGGGCAAUGGGUACUCCGCAAGUUCAAGUUCAGCUCCGUACAUACUGUGGACGACUCGAAGAGAGAGCGGGUCGAGAAGGAUCGCGAGAUAGCCAAGAACCUUGGAGUCAUUGAGGUGAAGGUCAGACGUGGCACUGACUAUGGGCUCAUUGAGUUGCGGCAAAAUACAAUCAAGAACAAGAAAUUUGAGAUCGCCGAGAAGGCUCUCAAGGGCAAGGCUAUCUCUCACGGAACUGCGUUGACUGCGGGUGAUGUGGUUGCUGCUCCCAAUUAUGUUGACUUCAGAUACCUGCCAGAGGAUGGUGAUCGACCUAUUGCAGUUUACAAAUUUCUCUACCGAUCUAGAGAAGCUUUAAAGCGAGAGAUUAUCAUUCCUCGGACGCCGCCACCCCGUUCACCGACUCUCGCUGCCCUGUCCGAGGCUGAGAGAGAUAGGCUGGCCAGAGAAAGACUUGAGGAACUUCGGCAUGCCAGAAUCAAGAGUGAGAAUGGUGCGAUAAAGCGGGAAUUUGGCGAGGUGUAUGAUCUAACGAUGGACAACGUGCCUAAGAGGCCUAAACUGGGCCCUGGCGAGGUCAUUGAUCUCACGGAUGAUUGAGUUAAAGGCGAUGGAGGGUUGGGGAAAGGAAGGCGCAUACACACGGAGCAGCUUUUUCGGGUGACUACAAAUGAUGAUACCAUGGCUCUCUUGUUUCUAUUUCACGGCGUCACAUUGCCACCACACUGCACCUUGCAAGAUAUGCAAGAGAGAAAUUUAUGGGAUAAUACAAAUUCCAUCAGACUCCACGCAUUGCCACAAGUCCGCACAUGCCGCAGCCAGUCUCAAGCUGCCCAGAAAUAUCAC
This is a messenger RNA of Pseudomassariella vexata, 1483 nucleotides long. RefSeq lists its product as uncharacterized. The transcript is spliced from 4 exons. NCBI's taxonomy places the organism in Eukaryota, Fungi, Ascomycota, Sordariomycetes, Amphisphaeriales, Pseudomassariaceae. The coding region runs from base 308 to 1237 and encodes 309 amino acids. The record is from RefSeq and is a predicted model, not a curated record.